Ostreobium quekettii is the source of this 2424-nucleotide messenger RNA. The record is from the annotation of a GenBank genome assembly. NCBI's taxonomy places the organism in Eukaryota, Viridiplantae, Chlorophyta, Ulvophyceae, Bryopsidales, Ostreobiaceae.
AUGGCGUUCGAGACGUCCAGCAACACACACGUGCCCAGCCCGGUGCUGGCCAUCGACGAGGGCCGGCUGCUGGACUACUUAGCAGACAAUGUACCCUCUUUCAUGAAUGUGCAAAGAUUAGUUGUUCUCAUGUUCGAUCAUGGGCGGUCUAAUCCUACAUACCUGAUCAAGACUGGUGCGAAGCAGUAUGUUCUCCGCAAAAAGCCUCCUGGGCAGUUGCUGCCAUCAGCGCACAAGAUCGAAAGGGAAUACCAAGUCAUUGCUGCGCUCCAGGACACUCGUGUGCCAGUUCCAAGGGCCAUAUGCCUCUGCAACCAAGCUGCAGUUAUUGGGACGCCAUUCUAUGUUAUGGAGCACGUCCAGGGCACUAUUUUUGUCGAUCCAAACCUGCCAUCUCUCUCCUCAAGCCAAAGACGAGCUGUGUACUGGCAAAUGGCCGCUGCCCUGGCUUCCCUGCAUGAUGUGAAACCUUCAGAUGUGGGACUUGGCAGAUUUGGGCAUCCUACAGGGUACUGCAGAAGGCAGGUUGAGCGCUGGUGGAAGCAGUACAGAGCGUCUGUUGCUGACGUUGCAAGUGAUGAAGUCACACAGCUAAAACAGUGGCUGGAGAGCAACAUCCCUCGGGAUGAUGGGCUGCAGAAGGCAGGGCAUAUUACACAUGGUGAUUUCCGCAUCGACAAUCUGGUAUUCUCCAACGAAGAUGAACCACGUGUGAAAGCCAUCCUGGAUUGGGAGUUGAGCACAUUGGGGGAUCCAUGGGCCGAUGUGGCAUACAGCUGCCUCCAGUACUAUGGGCCCAGAAGUUCACCCCUUGCAGGCAUAUCAUCUCCCUGCCCAGAUGGCAUCCCCACCGAGGAUGAGUAUGUGGGUUGGUACUGCAGCAUGCGAGGCGUGAAGAAACCCAGUAGGCAGCAAUGGGCUUUCUAUGCUGCCUUGGCACUGUUUCGCAUUGCAGCCAUCACUCAGGGCGUGUAUGCCAGGGCACUGCAGGGCAAUGGAGUAUCCGAGGGGGAUCAAAUUGCCAACUUUCCUAAGGUGGUGGAUGCUCUGGCGUGCCGGGCCUUAGAAAUCAUUCGCCUCCAGGACACUGCACAACCAGCAUCGCGGAAAUCUGAGUUGCAAAUAUCAGCUCUGGGGAAGCCAUCCGUCUCGGGAACCGGUUUCGAUGCACCCCCCAGGGUUAGGACGCUCGCAGCUUCCCUCCAUCGAUUCAUGGAAGAGACAGUGCUGCCAGCGGAGGAGGUCCUGAAUGCUCAUGCUUGCUCUCCUGAAAGGUGGGCCAUGCCACCAGUGAUGCAGGAACUAAAAAGGAAGGCAAAACAGCAGCGCCUCUGGAAUCUGUGGCUACCAUCACACAUGGCCUCUGAGAUAAGGGACGUCGUAAGCCAGGGGCGCAGCAAGGAUGAGGCUGACCUGCUGCUUGGCCCAUGCCUCAGCAACCUCGAGUACUCCCACUUGAGCGAGAUCAUGGGUUCGUCGCAGUGGGCCCCAGAGGUGUUCAACUGCUCAGCACCUGAUACUGGGAACAUGGAGCUGUUGGCAAGGUUUGGAUCUCCAGAGCAGCAGCGUAAAUGGCUUAUCCCUCUCCUCGACGGCUCUAUUCGCUCAUGCUUCGCCAUGACUGAAAAAGCAGUUGCAUCAUCAGAUGCCACAAACAUCCAGUCCAGCAUCGUUCGUGAUGGCGAUUGGUAUGUGGUGUCUGGCCGCAAGUGGUGGAUCAGUGGAGCCAUGCAUCCACUGUGCCGCAUCUGCAUCUUCAUGGGGAAGACCAACUUGCAGGCAAGCACAUACAGGCAACAGUCUAUGGUCCUGGUGCCAAUGGAGACACCAGGUGUUAAAGUCUUGAGACCCAUGCUGGUAUUUGGUUGCGAUGAUGCGCAUGUGGGGCAUGCCGAAAUUGAUUUCAAUGGCGUGAGGGUGCCGAAGGAGAACUUGAUAUGGGGGGAGGGCCGUGGCUUCGAGAUGGCGCAGAGCCGCCUGGGCCCCGGGCGACUGCACCACUGUAUGCGGCUCGUGGGUAUGGCCGAGCGGGGCGUUGAGCUGAUGGUGCAGCGCGCCAAGGGGCGGUCGGCGUUUGGGCAGCCGCUGGCGGAGAAUGCGGCGGUGCAGGCUGUCAUAGCCAAGGCCAGGGUGGAUGUAGAGGCCGCACGGUUGAUGGUGCUCUCUGCGGCGGACGCCCUGGACAAGGUUGGCAUCAAGGGGGCGCGGCACAAGAUCUCCGAGGCGAAGGUGAUGGUGCCCCUAGCGGCGCAGCGCGUGCUGGACGCGGCCAUGCAGCUGCACGGGGGCACAGGCGUGUCGGACGACACGCCACUGGCGCGGCUGUGGGUCCAGGCGCGCACCCUCCGGAUAGCAGACGGCCCCGACGAGGUGCACUUGCUGAGCAUCGCCAAGGCGGAGCUGCGGCGGCGGUCCAGGCUGUAA